This is a messenger RNA of Argiope bruennichi, 3157 nucleotides long. RefSeq names its product serine/threonine-protein phosphatase 2A 65 kDa regulatory subunit A alpha isoform-like (gene Pp2A-29B). Gene Ontology annotation, biological process: protein dephosphorylation. NCBI's taxonomy places the organism in Eukaryota, Metazoa, Arthropoda, Arachnida, Araneae, Araneidae. Gene Ontology annotation, cellular component: cytoplasm; protein phosphatase type 2A complex. The transcript is spliced from 16 exons. The record is from RefSeq and is a predicted model, not a curated record. The coding region runs from base 91 to 1863 and encodes 590 amino acids. Gene Ontology annotation, molecular function: protein phosphatase regulator activity; protein binding.
CAGUUCUCUUACAAAUUGUUUCUACAUGACUUCGUAGGGCUUGCCGUUUGUUACUUGAAAAUUCGAGAUAAAAUUUAAAACUAUAUCAUAAUGGCUUCUAGUGAUUCUAAUACAGAUGAUUCAUUGUAUCCAAUUGCUGUCCUUAUUGAUGAGCUACGAAACGAAGAUGUCCAGCUGAGGCUCAAUAGUAUUAAGAAACUAUCCACAAUAGCAUUGGCACUGGGAGUUGAAAGAACAAGGAGUGAAUUGAUACCAUUUCUAACAGACACAAUAUAUGAUGAAGAUGAAGUUUUGUUAGCUCUGGCUGAGCAGUUGGGCACAUUUACACCUUUAGUAGGAGGACCUGAAUUUGUGCACUGUCUACUGCCUCCACUUGAAAGUCUCGCUACUGUGGAAGAAACAGUCGUUCGAGAUAAAGCUGUUGAAUCUCUGAGAAAUAUUUCUCAACAACAUAGUUCUGCUGAUUUAGAGCAAUAUUUUGUACCAUUAGUAAAAAGACUUGCAUCAGGAGACUGGUUUACAUCACGAACUUCUGCUUGUGGAUUAUUUGGUGUUUGCUAUUCCAGGUUAUCAGCCCCCUUAAAAGCUGAAUUGAGAAAUCAUUUUCGCAACCUUUGUCAGGAUGAUACACCAAUGGUUCGUCGAGCUGCUGCUAGCAAAUUGGGAGAAUUUGCCUAUGUUGUGGAAUUGGACUAUGUGAAAUCUGAUUUGAUUCCAUUAUGGGCAAAUUUAGCUCAGGAUGAACAGGACUCUGUUCGAUUACUUGCUGUGGAAGCUUGUGUUUCUAUUUCCGAACUUCUACCCCAAGAUGAUAUUGAACAAUACGUAAUGCCAAUUUUGCGCCAAGCAGCAGAAGACAAAUCUUGGAGAGUCCGCUAUAUGGUUGCAGACAAAUUCAAUGAAAUUCAAAAGGCAGUGGGACCUGAAAUAACAAAAACAGACCUUGUGCCUGCUUUCCAGAACUUGCUGAAAGAUUGUGAAGCUGAAGUUCGUGCUGCUGCUGCUCAUAAAGUAAAAGACUUUUGCCAGAAUCUGCCAACAGAAAUCCAAGAACCAGUAAUAAUGAAUAAUAUUCUUCCUUGUAUUAAAGAGUUAGUUGCUGAUGCCAAUCAACAUGUAAAAUCAGCUUUAGCAUCAGUAAUCAUGGGGUUGUCUCCAAUAUUAGGAAAACAAAACACUAUAGAACAUCUUCUGCCUCUAUUCUUAUCCCAACUUAAAGAUGAGUGCCCAGAUGUGCGGUUGAACAUCAUUUCUAAUCUGGAUUGUGUUAAUGAAGUAAUUGGCAUAACACAGCUCUCUCAAAGCCUUCUUCCUGCUAUUGUUGAGCUGGCAGAAGAUAGUAAAUGGAGAGUGAGGCUAGCUAUCAUCGAGUACAUGCCUCUUUUAGCUGGACAAUUGGGAGUAGAAUUUUUUGAUGAAAAAUUGAAUACACUCUGUAUGACCUGGCUUGUAGAUCAUGUAUUUGCUAUUAGAGAAGCAGCUACCCAGAACUUGAAAAAGUUAGUAGAAAAAUUUGGUUCUGAGUGGGCUGUCAAUACAGUAAUUCCAAAAGUAUUAACGAUGUCUCAAGACCAGAAUUACCUACAUCGUAUGACAUGUCUAUUUUGUAUAAAUGUUUUAGCUGAAGCUUGUGGUCCAGAUAUAACAGUCAAGUAUAUGCUGCCUACUGUUUUGAGUCUGGCAAAUGAUAAUGUUGCCAAUGUACGGUUCAAUGUUGCUAAAACUUUACAAAGGAUAGGGCCUGUGUUAGACAAUGCGGCAUUAGAAAGUCAAGUGAAACCUUGUCUUGAUAAAUUGAACAAUGACAAUGAUAUGGAUGUCAGAUAUUUUGCUUCUGAGGCUCUAGCAGUAUUGGGAGCUUAAUUUUCUCUGCUAAUCUGAUGAAUGCUUUUAUUUGAAUUUUUGUCUUCAAAAAGUGGUUCGAACUCAUCAUUUCUUUAUAACAAUCACUCAAAUGUGGGAAAAUUUCCAACAGCAUAGCUAUAUACCACAGUGCAGGCAUUGUCAGCAACUGGGAGUGUAUUAAUCCAUCUGUUGUUUGCCCAGCAUUUUUUUUUGUCUGAGUGCAUGAAUUGUUUUAAAAAAAAAACUCCAUAGUCCCAUUGUAGCUUUAAUUAUAUUAAAAUUUCUGAAAUUUGCAAUUCUCAUUCUUUUUUUGCUGCCAAGUUUUUAUCAGACCAUAUAAGUAGUAUUUAUUCAAAAAAUUAUCUCAAUUUUCUGAUUUUUUUUUCAAAAGAUAUUAAUAUAUAUAUAUUCCCCCUGCUUAUGCAUUAUUAUAAGUAGAAAAUGUUUCUUAUUUGGUGAAGUUUUCUACACUUGUUUGGGAGUUAAGUUUAAUUGAUGAAUAUCAAUGAAAGUUCUUAAAUAAAUAUUCAGUGUGUGUGUUUUAUAUAUUUAUGCUGUUUUCACCUUUUCCUACUGCAUAACCUAGAUGGAUGCUAAUAACGCUCAUAUGAAAAGAAAUUUAAAAAAAAAAGGGGGAGAAGGUCAAUUCAGAAAUUAGUGUUCAUUUGGAUUUAUCUGUCUAACCAAUAUUGUAAAUUAUUAAGCUGAAUGUCAUUUAGUGGGAUUAUUUUUUCUAUUCAUUAUAAGAAUGUCGUUUUUAGUUCUUAGAACUGUGGUUUUACAUUGAUACAUUUGUAGUUAUAUGCCAUCUAAAGCAUUGUUUUGAUUUUUCAUUUGUAUGUGGGCCUGACAUCAUUUUAUUACUUCGUAAUAAAUUGUCUGCUGUUUGCAAUUGCAUUUUGGUAUCUUUGUUAUUUAUUACUGAAGAACUAAUAUUUCUGUCAGUGGAAACUUUGUCAAAAUAAUUGUACAGUGUCAAACUUCAGAUCUAGAAAAAGCUUUAUUUUUGUGCGAUUUUCUAUCGUACAAGUUAACCAGAAAAUGCUGUAUAGCUGGAAAACUCAUAGAUGACAUCUAGAAAAUGCUGGACCAUUUUAACCUGGACUCACAACCUGUAGUACUACUUAAUAGUUUUCUCAGUACUAGUAUGGAAUUUAAAACAAAGUAUCCAUAUUCUGAUGUAACUAUAAAUAAAAUGACAUUUCUGUGUUCAUUAUUUUAUCCGAUUCUGUAUAUCUUGUGGAAAUAUUAAAAUGUUCAGUUAUUGACUAUAAUUUGUGUUUAGUAAAUAUGUUGAAACGUUUGAAUCAAA